This is a messenger RNA of Drosophila persimilis, 3208 nucleotides long. It is a transcript of the gene kn, whose product is annotated as transcription factor collier. Gene Ontology annotation, molecular function: DNA-binding transcription factor activity, RNA polymerase II-specific; RNA polymerase II cis-regulatory region sequence-specific DNA binding. Bases 256 to 1923 code for a protein of 555 amino acids. Gene Ontology annotation, biological process: regulation of transcription by RNA polymerase II. Lineage: Eukaryota; Metazoa; Arthropoda; Insecta; Diptera; Drosophilidae. The transcript has 11 exons. The record is from RefSeq and is a predicted model, not a curated record.
AAGCAACGAAGCAGAAGAGCCACCAAAACGGCCGCCACAAUUGCCAGUGCCUCAGCAGCCGCCGCAGCUGGAGCCGUGCCCCUACCGUACGCCGAUCUCCACCAGCAUCCGCAUCCGCAUCCGCAUCCACACCAUUCGCACCACCACUUUGCUAGCACAGCUCCCCUGACCAGCACCGAUAGCUUCAAGCUGCGUUCCGAGGAACCGGUGCCGGGCUUCAGCUCGGCCUCCCCCUGGCCCACGCUCGAGCUGGGGAUGGAGUGGGGACGCAAGCUCUACCCUACCGCCGGGCCCCGGUCCGCCGGGGGCCUCAUGUUCGGCCUGCCGCCCUCCGCCGCCGACAUGAACCAGCCGCGGGGGCCCAUGACCUCCCUCAAGGAGGAGCCGCUGGGCGGACGCUGGGCCAUGCAGCCAGUCGUCGAUCAGACCAACCUUGGCAUUGGCCGCGCCCACUUUGAGAAGCAGCCGCCCAGCAAUUUACGUAAAUCGAACUUCUUUCACUUUGUGAUCGCCCUGUACGAUCGGGCCGGGCAGCCCAUCGAGAUCGAGCGCACGGCCUUCAUUGGGUUCAUCGAGAAGGACUCGGAAUCGGAUGCCACCAAAACCAACAACGGGAUACAAUAUCGCCUGCAGUUGCUCUAUGCGAAUGGCGCCCGCCAGGAGCAGGACAUAUUCGUGAGGCUGAUCGAUUCCGUGACCAAGCAGGCCAUCAUCUAUGAGGGUCAGGACAAGAAUCCAGAGAUGUGUCGGGUCCUGUUGACGCACGAAGUCAUGUGCAGCCGCUGCUGUGAUAAGAAGAGCUGUGGCAACCGCAACGAGACGCCAUCGGACCCCGUCAUUAUUGAUCGGUUCUUCCUGAAGUUCUUCUUGAAGUGCAACCAGAACUGCCUGAAAAACGCUGGCAACCCGCGGGACAUGCGCAGAUUCCAGGUGGUCAUCUCCACACAGGUGGCCGUGGACGGACCCCUGCUGGCCAUCUCCGACAACAUGUUCGUGCACAACAACUCGAAGCACGGACGGAGGGCCAAGCGGCUGGACACCACGGAAGGUACAGGCAACACAUCCCUGUCCAUAUCCGGUCACCCCCUAGCGCCCGACAGUACCUACGAUGGUCUCUACCCGCCCCUGCCGGUGGCCACGCCCUGCAUCAAGGCGAUCUCCCCGAGCGAGGGCUGGACCACGGGCGGCGCCACAGUCAUCAUUGUGGGCGACAACUUCUUCGACGGCCUCCAGGUGGUCUUCGGGACGAUGCUCGUGUGGAGCGAGCUGAUUACCUCGCACGCCAUCCGCGUCCAGACCCCGCCCAGGCAUAUACCCGGCGUCGUCGAGGUGACGCUCUCCUACAAGAGCAAGCAGUUCUGCAAGGGAUCGCCCGGACGCUUCGUCUAUGUCUCAGCUCUCAACGAACCCACAAUCGACUACGGAUUCCAGCGCCUGCAGAAGCUCAUUCCGCGCCACCCCGGCGAUCCGGAGAAGCUGCAGAAGGAGAUCAUAUUGAAGCGGGCCGCCGACCUGGUCGAGGCCCUCUACUCAAUGCCCAGAUCUCCGGGCGGCUCCACCGGCUUCAACUCCUACGCCGGACAGCUGGCCGUCAGCGUCCAAGACGGCACCGGCCAGUGGACCGAGGACGACUACCAGCGCGCCCAGUCGAGCAGCGUGAGUCCCCGCGGCGGCUACUGCAGCAGCGCCUCCACCCCCCACAGCUCGGGCGGCUCCUACGGCGCCUCGGCCACCACAGCGGCGGUAGCAGCCACGGCCAACGGCUAUGCGCCCACACCCAACAUGGGCACCCUCUCCUCCUCGCCGGGCAGCGUCUUCAACUCCACGUCAAGAGUGAGCAGCCUGAGUUUCAAUCCCUUCGCCCUGCCCACCUGCAACACCCAGGGCUACAGCACCAGCCAGCUGGUGACUUCAACCAAAUAAUAUUACCACUAAAUGAGGCUAUUGGCAGGCCACCAAUAAUCCCCUCCCCCACCCCAACCAAUCCGGAGUUCCAGAUAUCCGAAAUAAGCAGAAGCUCGAAAGUGCAAUAACCAGAAAAUAGAGAAUGGUUCCAAAAUUCAAAAACCCUUUAUCAAUAUAGUUGUAUAUUUUGUCGAUUGAUUCCCGUUUUUGAUUGUGUUUGAAUAUGCCUCGGCAAUAGAUAUAGAUACAUACUAGCUACUUACAUACAUAUAUAUAAUACCAUAUCAGAGUAAAGGAAAUACAUAUGAAAUCCGGGGGGUCGUCAAGGGCAGGCAUAUCAUGCCAGGGGGGCCCCGAAAUUUGAUUAAACUCUAUGUACAUACAUAUAUAUACUAUAUAGCACACCUAAAUGAAAUAUAUCAUAGCGAUCGGAUCUGUGAAUAGGGGAAAUUAUACCAAUUUAUAUAACCAUGAUGAUUGAAAAUUAUACGAAUGCAGAUAUACCAAAACAGAUGAAAUUUGAAUUAACCUUUGGACAUAACUAAAUGCUUGUAUACGACGACACCCGUCUGGAUAUGUACAUAUCCAGAUACGAACUUAUGGGAAAUACUCUCAACUCAGCCAGAGAAAACCGAAAUCAAAAUGUUAUAUACCUAAAUAGAUAUACAUACACACUACACAAAACUUAAACAUUUGCCGCAUACAUACAUACAUAUCUAGCAUAAUACUUAUUGCAAGAAAUUUAUACAUACCACAAACUUUUGGCAAACAUAUCGUGCACUUAGUCCUAGCCAUCUAUCUCUCACAACAAAACAAAACACAAGCCAUACAUGCAUACGUUUUUGUAUAAUGCUCAUCAUAUCCACAAUUUGGAACGAAAUUCAUUCGGAGGAACACCAAAUCAUCAUAAGAUAUAUAUGUAUACAUUUUGCUAUUCAAGUCAGAGUGUUUGAUAAACUACCGAUUUGUUGACUAGACUCUAAGCCUACGCCUAAGCCUAAGAUAUCUGGGUGCAUAUACAAACAUAUACAUACAUAUAUACGAAUAGACACAGACAUGGGCAUACGAGUACAUCAUAAGUUUAUUGUUUAUUAACCGAUUUGUAGGAGUUUUAUUGCAAUCUGUAUUAUAAUGUAUUGUAUGCUUGUACGUCUAGAUCUAGAUCUAGAUCUACACAAGAGCACUGACGAAAUCAGUGGGACAAAGCGAGAGGAAUCGAAUCCAUAUGCAUAUUUAUAAGAAUAGGCAUAGACAGACCUUAGCCGCAAAUCGAUUUGUAAAUUAUAAUAUAAUACAAAGAAAU